Messenger RNA from Megalops cyprinoides (Indo-Pacific tarpon), 2095 nucleotides. RefSeq names its product endoglin (gene eng). The transcript is spliced from 14 exons. Lineage: Eukaryota; Metazoa; Chordata; Actinopteri; Elopiformes; Megalopidae. The record is from RefSeq and is a predicted model, not a curated record. Bases 268 to 1962 code for a protein of 564 amino acids.
GUCAAUUCAGAAACUUUGUGGAAGUUCUCUGGACUGUCCGCUGCCUCUGUGUGCGUGGAUUUACAAACUAUAAAGCUGGGUCGUUCUGCUUAAAUAUUUACCCAAGACGUAUCAAGGCUGGAUUUGCGUAGCUACGCCUCACAAACGGAACGACUUCCACGGUCAUUGUCACACUGCCUUUCGCCCUGGACAUCUCGCCUGCUCCCUGAGCAUCUUGACACCGGCUAGAACGAACACCUUGCGCAGACCUCCCGCCACGCCAACGAGAUGGAGAGACCCAGCAUUGUUGCGCUUCUGCUGCUACUCAACGUCGCGACCUCAGUAUCCCAGAUGAUCUGCGAGCCCCUGGAGGUGGAGAAUAACCGGAACGAGUGGAUCCGUGUGGUCCAGGACGUGUCGCCCGGCUGCUGGAGCAGCUACGCCAGAGACGGGGGCGAGGUGCACGUCCUCAGCCUGGAGUUCAGCCCCAACAGCAGCGUGAACUAUUUCUCGCUCAACCUGACAGCAGCCAAGCCGGGACACGUGAUUGUCAGCAGUAGAUCAUCGGCUUACUCCAUAUUCCAUGAAAUUGAACAUGUACAAGUUUACAUGAAAGAGAACCUCUCAAGAAAUGUGGUGCCUAGUUCUGUAAAGCUGAUGGCCCUCCCCACUGACAGCAGUGACCUUCUGAAGUGGGCCACCACGAAAUUUGGGGGUGUAACCUCGUACACCACCAUUCAGGACCCAAGGACCAUCACUUUCACUGGAAAAGCACUGGAGAGCGGCUCUUCUGACUGCACUCUCAGAAACGAGUUUUUCCCGAAGGGGUAUGUGCUGGAGUUUGAAUCCACAGCUCCCUCAAUUCUGAAGUCCUGCCACAGCCGCCCCCAACACUCCCAAAGGGAGAUACACAUCAUCAACAUCCCCGAUGAGGUGGAAACCCGAGAAAUCUCUGUUCAUGUGGCCUCUGAAAAGGACACGAGCAUAUUCCUGAGGGGUCCAGCCAACACAACAUGGACGUUACAUGCACCAACUGACAUAAGAUUUUUGUCGAACAACCAGGUGACCAUGAAGGGUCUGUCGGUCGGCCCCUUCCUGGACAGCCUCCGGGACGGCUAUGAGGACGUGCAGCGGCAGGCCCUGGAGAGGUUUAACUCCAGCUUCAUCACCAGCUACUCGGAGAUCAGGCCGCGCGAUUCUGUGCUCACGCUGGUCCUUGGGAGGAAAGACAGAGAGAAGGUUUCGGUUGCGGAUGUGAGCACGUCUGCAGCCCCACUGGAGCACACCUCCACCGCCCCCAGCGCGCCUGAGCCCUACCUGCGCAUGCAGCUCUACACCUCCUCAGAUUACAGCGUACUGCUCGACCCCACCACCAAAGUGCAGGCCAACAAGAAAAUCUACGCACAGAUAUCGAGCAAGAUCUUUGGGGGCACCAUGCUGACCACCAAGGUGAUGAACUGCUCGGUGCGUUCGAGGGGCCCCUGCCCCUUGGUGCGGAGCAUGCCUUUCAUGCCGGAGUUCUGUCCCAGAAACCUCUGCUCCAACAGCACCAGGAUCAGCUUCACCUUCCAGCAGCUCCCGGAGCUCACCUCCAGCAGCUGGGACCUGGAGUGCGAGGUGAAGCUGUGUGUGAGCGAGCGCUGUGGAACUGGAGGCAAAGUGAGGCAAAAUGUGGAAGUCGCCCAGUCAUCUCUACCGGCGCCAGGGAAGUGCAUCGAUUUCGGUCUGUCUGCCAUCCUGGGGAUUGCAUUCGGAGGGUUCCUGAUUGGAGUGCUGCUCAUCGGAGCCCUGUGGUUCAUCAAGAUCCGUACAGGGUAUCCCUCUGGGCUGGAUGUGGGUUCGACUGCCGUGCACCUCGCAGGAUGUCCCUGCUCUGUGACCAAGCGGCAGCCCGUCUCCAGCGACCCCUCGCCCUCUGAAAACAGCAGUGCCAACGCCAGCAUGGGAAGCACCCAGAGCACCCCCACCAGCAGCAUGGCCUGAGGCCCGCCUCUAGGGGGAGCUCUUUUGGGCUGCUUCUGAGAAUCACCCCAAAAGAAAAAAAAAAAUUCAAGUGGAAAAAAAAACAAGGGCUUUCUUCUCAUACACACAGUCGAUCUCCAGAACCCAAACCAAU